Messenger RNA from Rotaria socialis, 1005 nucleotides. NCBI's taxonomy places the organism in Eukaryota, Metazoa, Rotifera, Eurotatoria, Philodinida, Philodinidae. The record is from the annotation of a GenBank genome assembly.
AUGCUAGUCUUUGAAAUAGCUCUUCAAAUCAGAUUUUGGGGUCCAAUUGUUGUAUUUUCAAUUGGAGCUCCAGCUGCAUGUCUCAAUGCUCUGUUAUUCGUUGCCAUCAAAUCAUUUCGUCGAUCUCCAUCGGCUUAUUAUAUUGUGGGACAAUCAUUUGCUGACGUGACCAUUUUACUGAUUGUACUUCUCCAAAUAGUUCCAGCAGCGUCAGUAUCGGCUUCAUCUAUUGCUUGUAAGUUAAUCAUCUUUUCUCUUCAAAUGACGAUAUCUGUUGCAAUGAGCUUUCUCUGUUUGUCCGCGUUCGAUCGGUGGGCAUGCACGUCUCAAACUGCUGGAAUACGUCAAUUGAGUUCGACACACGUAGCUCGUUUUCUAUUUCCUAUUCCAUUUAUUAUUUGUUCAUUGGUGAAUAUUCCUUUUCUCGUGUACUGUGAUCUUAUUCCUCCAAUAAACUUUUGUUGGUUCACGAACGAUCUCUUCAUGAGAAUAGGAACUCUGGUAUUAUUUCCCAUUUUUACUGUGUUUCUUCCUUUAAUUGUUCUCAUAAUGUUUGGAUUAUUGACAUGCCGCAAUAUUCGUUUUGUGACUCGUAUCCGCCGUCAAGCUAAUCAAACUCGUCUAUCAACAUGGGAACACCAAAUGACAAGAAUGAUGCUAAUCCAAACUCUUCUAUGCAUAUUUUGCUCAUUUCCUCGAGCUAUUUUCGUCAUCUAUGCAGUUGCUACAAUCGACCAGAGUGCAGAUCGAAGCUCCGAUCAAUUAUCUAUCUUAGAUUUCGUCGAUUACCUAUCUCAAUCUGUCCUAUGCAUUAAUUUUGCUUCAUCUUUUUACAUAUUUCUUCUUUCAUCACCACGUUUUCGACAAACGGUUCAAGUGUAUUUAAAACAUCAAUUCCGCCUGGGACCUAAUCACUUAGAAACAAUGAACAUGGGUACCAGAGGACAAACACUUGCUGGACGUCAAAUGGCGAGAGAAAUUACUCAGCGAACAGUUCAAAGUUAA